AUCAAGAAAUAUUUCGUUUACAAGUGUUUCCGAGAAAGAGUUUUAAAAUCGAAGCUGUAGACAACAGUCUUAGUGACAUCAAGUACUUCAAGUUUCAGGAGUUAGAUCAACAAUCUGUGGCCAUUAAAGUUGCGAAAUCCUUAGAUGAACUUGUCGAUAGAGACGAAAUCUUCCUUCCCGUUACAGUGUAUAUUGAGGACGUCAAUGAUCACGCCCCCCUGUUUCAAAACACCCCCUAUCACCUGGCAGUAGACGAGUUGACUCCUGUGGGUCUCACCAUCUUCCGAGGAAUCCAUGCUAUCGACCGUGACAAGCCCAACACUGCGAACUCUGACGUCACAUAUUCGAUUGUAGGAGGAAAUGAAGAUAACGCUUUCGUUCUCUCGGAUCCAAUAGAGGGCAUUCUUGUCGUGAACAAGCCUCUGGACUUUGAUCACGGAGUUCGAGAGUUUAAACUACAAAUUCAGGCUACAGCAAGCCAGAGGGAUAACUCUAUCCGCCAGACACUGACCAAAGUGAAGGUGCUCGUCGUGGACAUCAAUGACAAUGUUCCCAUCUUUGAAUAUGAUAUGUACAAUAUUACUGUAGUAGAAAAUCUGCCGCCAGGAUUCACUGUAGUGCAGGUGUUCGCUCAUGAUAAAGAUAUGGGUGACAACGCAAGGUUUCAGUUCAAACUGGAAGAUCCUUCUCGAGCCUUCUCGGUGGAUGAAACAAGUGGCUGGAUCAAGGUUCAUGACCCCUCGAAACUGGACAGGGAAACCAGAGAUUUGUUAGUUCUAAAGGUGAUCGCCAAGGAAGUGGUGCCAAAUGUCAACCCUCACGGUCCAGAGAGUUCUGCUGAAGUCCACAUUCAUCUCCUAGAUGCCAAUGAUAACAACCCAUUUUUUAUACCAAGCUCCGCCUAUAACUUCGUCGUGACAGAAACGGACCCAACAGGAAACCUUAUUGGCUUUGUAAAAGCUGUCGACCCUGAUAUUGGGGCUAACGGUAUGGUCCAUUAUUCUAAACAAGACGAUGGAUUAAGUAAAUCCGCUCCUUUCGGCGUGCAUCCUACAGAUGGAUCUGUGUACGUUCUGGAAAAGUUUUCAAAAAUACGACAGAAACCACCCCAAUACACCUUCUUUGUCGUCGCCACCGACUCGGCCGACAUUGGACAUGAACGAAGGUCAUCUGUAGCCGUUGUUCACGUCAACGUCACCGAUAUCAACAACAGCGCCCCAGAGUUUGAGGGCGCCCCCUAUGAGGCAUCUGUGGGAGAAUCUCUUCCGCCAGGAGCCUUUGUAGCUCGUAUCUCG
Limulus polyphemus (Atlantic horseshoe crab) is the source of this 1295-nucleotide messenger RNA. RefSeq names its product cadherin-89D-like. Gene Ontology annotation, biological process: homophilic cell-cell adhesion. NCBI's taxonomy places the organism in Eukaryota, Metazoa, Arthropoda, Merostomata, Xiphosura, Limulidae. The annotation marks the transcript as partial. Gene Ontology annotation, molecular function: cadherin binding; calcium ion binding. The record is from RefSeq and is a predicted model, not a curated record. Gene Ontology annotation, cellular component: plasma membrane; catenin complex. The transcript is spliced from 9 exons.